AUGCUUUCGUCGUCGUCACUCUCUGACGACUCGUAUGGCUCUCGGAAGACCGGCGAGCUGCGCAGCGCAGCACGUGGACGGGCGCCUGCGGCGGCGCCUUCGGACGGCCGAGGGGAUGGUGGCGGGGGGGAUGGCGAUGACGAGGUGCAGCGGCCUGCGGCGUACAGCCCUGGGCCCAAGGGGGGCAGUACAGGUGUGCGGAUGUGCGUGCUUGGAGUGUCGGGGCUGGUGGUGGUGCUGGGCAUGGUGCUGGUGGCCCUGGCCUCUGUCCGCAAGCACGGCUCAUCGCCGUAUCCCAGCUAUCCUCAUCAAGAGGUAGCUGCGGCGGAGCGGUUGCCGCGGGUGGCUGAGCCCAUUGACUACUCGCUCUUUAUUCGGGUCGGCCUGCCGUCUCCGUUUCCGUACUUUUCCGGGAGCGUGGUCAUCGACACGGUGAUCAAGUCGCCGACGUCGAUGCUCUUCCUCCACGCCGGCGAGAACCUGGUGGUGGGCAAGGCCGAGUGGCGACCGGAGGGCAUGGCUGCAGGGCUUCCCGGGUGGGAGCUUGGCAUCGAGACGGAUGCGCAGAUGACCGAGGUCAUGCUGGAUCUUGGCGGGCGGCUGCUGACACGUGGUGCGCGUGGUAAGCUUGUGGUGACCUUUUCGGCGGCGCUGCGCGACUCGCCGCUCCGCGGGCUGUAUCUGGCAGAGGUGGACGAGGGCGAGUACAUGGCGGUGACGCAGUUUGAGCCGACGGAUGCGCGGCGAAUGUUCCCGUGCUUUGACGAGCCUGAGUACAAGGCGAUUUUUAGCAUUGCCGUCUCGCACCACUCGAGCCUCACGGCGCUGUCGAACGCGCCGGCGAGCACGGUCUCGCCAGACACGUCGGACGAGGUUGCCGACAGUAACUACGUGGUUACGCGGUUUGAGCGGACGCCACGGAUGUCAUCGUAUCUUGUGGCGAUCGCGGUGGGCGAGCUGGCGUCGCUCUCGGGAGUGACGUCGACCGGAGUGGAGGUUAAGGCGUACGCGCCUCCGGCGCUGGUGGACCAAGCGCAGUUUGCGCUCGAUGUGGCGGUCGACGUGCUUGCGUACUACGAGCAGUUCUUUGGCCAGGCCUACCCUCUGCGCAAGCUCGACCUGCUUGCGGUUCCGUCGUUUGCGGCGGGCGCGAUGGAGAACUGGGGUCUGGUGACGUACAGAUACUCUGCGAUGCUGGUGACGCCCGAGGCGUCUGCGGCGGCGCACUACCGAGUGGCGCUUGUGGUGGCGCACGAGCUCGCGCACCAGUGGUUCGGCAACCUUGUGACCAUGGAGUGGUUCAACGACCUGUGGCUCAACGAGGGCUUCGCCUCGUACGUGCAGUAUGUGGGGAUGAACGCGGCGUUCCCGGCAUGGAAGGUAUGGGACGUCUUUCCGCGCGACGAGACGCUCGGCGCCAUGCUCGAGGACGCGUCGCCACACACGCACCCUCUAGCGGUGCCGGCAUCGAUGUCUGUCAACGAAAUCAACUCGCUCUUUGACUCUGUCUCGUACGGCAAGGGUGCGUCGGUCAUCCGGCUCCUUGUCGAUUACUUUCAGCGGUCACCGGAGAUCUCCAACACCGCGUUUUCGGACGGGCUUAACGCAUACCUCUCCAAGCAUGCGUACGGGUCAGCGACGACGCGGGACCUGUGGGAGUCGAUGUCCGAGGCGUCGACGCUUGACAUUGUGCAGCUGAUGGAUGCGUGGACGCAUGCGCCGGGCUUUCCGGUCGUCAACAUCGACGCUUCGGCGUGCGCGACCGCGACCGGGACAAGCUGCAACGUCUUGGUCCAGCAAGAGCGGUUCCUCUCGACACGGGCGGUCAACUCUGCCCAGCAAAUUGCAGUGGCAGCCGCAUCGACUGACACGGUGUGGACCAUUCCGAUGGCGCUGCAGGCCGGAUCUGCGGCGGAUGGUGCUGAGAGCUUUGCCGUUCUCCGCCAGGCCGGGCCCGAGGAGGUGUACGUGACGCUGCCGGCGAGCGGGGCGACGCCAGUUGUGGUCGGCAAUCUCGGGCGUGGCGGCUACUACAUUGUCAACUACACAGCGACCGGGUGGGAGGCACUGACGGCGAUGCUUGAGGCCGACAGCAGCGCGCUGUCUGUGCUCGACAAGGCCGGGGCGGUGCACGACGCCUUUACGCUCGCGCGCGAUGUCCAGCUCCACCCAUUUAUUCCGCUCAACCUUGUGCGGCGGGCGUUUAGAGGCGCGGACAGCUCGUUCCCGCUGUGGGACGUUGUGCUCACGAUGCUGCACCUGACGAACGCGCGGGUGGAGUCUGCGGGCGAGGCGACGCUUCGUGGGUUUGUGACAGAUGUGCUCAACGCGACGAUGUACGAAGUGGUGGCACCACUCUCGCGGAACGGAGUCAUCUCGUACCUGGCGAGCGACAACCCGCACGGGGUAGCUGCAGACGGGCGUGACAGCGAAGAGCUGCGUGCGCUGGUCUUGCGGGUGGCGCUUGACGCCGGACACCACGACGCAGUGGCGGCGGCCAACAUAGGUUACGCGGCGUUCCUCGCGAACGAGACUGGUAACGCGCUCGAUCCAGCGCUCCGUGGGGCGGUGUUCCACCAUGUGGUGGCGACUGGCGGAACGGCCGACGACCCAGCGGAGAAGCGCGAUGCGCUGUACGCGCUGGCGGCGGCGUCGAGUCCGGUGGACCUCGACCGGACGCUGGCAGACAUGGUGGACGCGAGCAAGAUCCCGUCGCAGGAGUUCCCGCGGAUGAUGGUGUACGUGUCGCGCAACACGCCGGCUGGCGGGCGGAUGAAGGCGUAUGAGUUUUUCAAGGCCCACUUUACCGACAUCAUCAUGGCGCGGUACGGCGACGGCGGGUUCGGCCUCGACACAAUUAUCGAGGGAGUUGUGGGCGGCUUUGACACGGACUCGGUUCUCGGCGACGUCCGCGACUUUUUCACCGAUAACCCCGUGAUCCACGCGCAGGGCUCGGUCGACCGGGCCAUCGACUCGAUUCUAGUCAACAACGUGUGGCGGCGGGCGCACGCACCGCUGGUCAUCGAGUGGCUGCGGGAGCAUCGGUACAUGAUGUAG
Thecamonas trahens ATCC 50062 is the source of this 3057-nucleotide messenger RNA. Its product is annotated as aminopeptidase. The record is from RefSeq and is a predicted model, not a curated record. Gene Ontology annotation, cellular component: cytoplasm. Gene Ontology annotation, biological process: proteolysis; peptide catabolic process. NCBI's taxonomy places the organism in Eukaryota, Apusomonadida, Apusomonadidae. Gene Ontology annotation, molecular function: zinc ion binding; peptide binding; metalloaminopeptidase activity. Bases 1 to 3057 code for a protein of 1018 amino acids. The transcript has 2 exons.